This is a messenger RNA of Pyrgilauda ruficollis (rufous-necked snowfinch), 1469 nucleotides long. Its product is annotated as probable 2-ketogluconate reductase. The record is from RefSeq and is a predicted model, not a curated record. Gene Ontology annotation, molecular function: hydroxypyruvate reductase [NAD(P)H] activity; glyoxylate reductase (NADPH) activity; NAD binding. Gene Ontology annotation, cellular component: cytosol. NCBI's taxonomy places the organism in Eukaryota, Metazoa, Chordata, Aves, Passeriformes, Passeridae. The transcript has 7 exons. Bases 182 to 1366 code for a protein of 394 amino acids.
CGGACAGCCGCCUUCCCGACGGGAGGAGAGGACACGAGCUGGUCAGGGACACCCGCGUCCACCCUCGCAGGUGGGAUGUGAAGCCGUGCCGUGGGGAUCGGUGAUGCCGGCUAGCACGGGGAGGAUGAAAAGAGGUGUUACAUUUAGCACACUGGACAAGACAUCUGAUAACUGAAUAAUUAUGUUCAGGAGCAAAGCAUCAAGUCUGUCAAAACUGAUUCCCUCGAUGUUCGGCCAGUCAAAUUUGGCUUACAAAUUUAUUCAUCCAGUUAUUGCUUCUCAUGGACAUUGCUGUCACAGAAGUGUGAUUUACAAACAGAGGUACAGGACUCUCCACCUUAGUGCUGGAAGGCGAACAAUAAGCACUAGGACAAAGGUCAUGUCAGAAGGAGAGUUGCCCUCUGUUUUGAUCCUGGAUAUAGGAGGAACUCAUGGUGUGCUAGAAGACCUUGCAGAACUUUUUAAGAAACACUUUCACCUUAUCACCAUGAAGGAAUUUCUUGGAAACAAAGAAGAAAUGAGGAAAAAAAUCCAGUCUGUUUUUGUGUUUGAGUGCAGGCCAACUAUUGACCGCGAGCUUCUAGAAAGCCUGCCUAAUUUAAAGAUAAUUGCAAACUCUGGGGUUGGAGUGGAUCACUUAGACUUGAAAAUGAUCUCAAGCUUUGGUGUAAAAGUGACCAACACCCCACACGCUGUGGCAGACCCAACAGCAGACAUAGGAAUGGCCUUGAUGCUGGCCUCUGCUAGAAGACUAGUGGAAGGCUGCCACAUUGCUGUUUCUCCAGACACAAAGUAUUUUGCUGUUGACUGGCUGGGAGUGGAAGUAACCAGAGCGACACUUGGGAUCAUUGGGAUGGGCAGCAUUGGAUACAAAGUGGCUCAGAGAGCCAGGGCCUUCAACAUGAGGAUCCUGUACCAUAACAGAAACCGGAGAAGAAAGGAGGAGGAAGAGGCUGUUGGUGCCCACUACUGUGCAAAGAUGGAAGACUUGCUGCAGCAAUCUGACUUUGUUAUGUUGGUUGUGAACCUGACUCCUGAGACUCACAAACUGAUUGGGAAAAAGGAGUUGGGGCUGAUGAAACCCACAGCUACUCUUAUAAACAUCAGCCGAGGUGCAGUUAUUGAUCAAGAUGCAUUGGUAGAAGCUCUCCAGAAUAAGGUUAUUAGGGCUGCAGCUCUGGACGUGACAUAUCCUGAGCCCCUGCCAAGAGAUCAUCCUUUAUUAAACCUGAAUAACGUGAUCAUAACCCCGCACAUUGGAACCGCAACAGUCCAGGCCAUCCGUAUGAUGGCAGAAGAAGCCAUAGCAAACAUGCUGGCUGUUCUCAAUGACCAACCCAUUCCAAGUGAAGUGUUUCCCAAAUGAUGAGUGCUAGAUGAUGCCACUAAAUCUCCUGUCUAUGGGAGGACACUAUUUCUUACCACUUUUAAGCUGAAUAAAAAGCAACCUGUUCCUGCACUGCUCAUCA